GGAGGUCCCCGGGGUGCCUCUGGGGGCCCUGCUGACCCCCCCCCCCCCCAGAUCGUGCUGGUGGAUGACCUGGAGGCGCCCGUGCCCGAGGGGGGGUCCCACGAGGGGCUGCCCACCCCCGUCAACCUGGAGCUCGAGUGGGUGCUGGGCAAGAUGCCCCGCAAGGAGUUCGUGCUGCAGCGGGUGCCCCCCACCCUGCGCCCCCUGGCGCUGCCCCCCGCGCUGACGGUGCGGCAGGCGCUGGAGCGGGUCCUGCGGCUCCCGGCCGUGGCCAGCAAGCGCUACCUCACCAACAAGGUGGACCGCUCGGUGACGGGGCUGGUGGCGCAGCAGCAGUGCGUGGGGCCGCUGCACACGCCGCUGGCCGACGUGGCCGUGGUGGCCCUGUCCCACUUCGACACGGUGGGGGCGGCCACGGCGCUGGGGGAGCAGCCGCUCAAGGGGCUGCUGGAUCCGGCCGCCGGCGCCCGCCUGGCCCUGGCCGAGGCGCUCACCAACCUCGUCUUCGCGCGCGUCACCGACCUCCGCGACGUGAAGUGCUCGGGGAACUGGAUGUGGGGGGGGAAGGCGGGGCCGGAGGGCGGGGCGCUGCUGGCGGCCUGCGAGGGGCUGGUGGGGCUCCUGCACCGCCUGGGCGUGGCCGUGGACGGCGGCAAGGACUCGCUCAGCAUGGCCGCGCGCGUCGGCACCGACACCGUCCUGGCGCCCGGCACCCUGGUGGUCUCGGCCUACGCCGUCUGCCCCGACAUCACGGCCACCGUCACCCCUGACCUCAAGUGUCCGGGGGGCAAAGGAGCCCUGCUGUGGGUGCAGCUGAGCCCGGGGCGGCACCGCCUGGGGGGCAGCGCCCUGGCCCAGGUCUUCUCGCAGCUGGGGGACGCCUGCCCCGACCUGGAGCACCCCGAGAUCUUGGACGCCGCCUUCCGCGUCACCCAGCGCCUCAUCGAAGAGCGGGCGCUGAGCGCGGGCCACGACGUGAGCGACGGGGGGCUGCUGGGCUGCCUGCUGG
Molecule: messenger RNA, 1009 nt
Organism: Phalacrocorax carbo (great cormorant)
Lineage: Eukaryota; Metazoa; Chordata; Aves; Suliformes; Phalacrocoracidae
Source: RefSeq, a predicted model, not a curated record